Stegastes partitus (bicolor damselfish) is the source of this 4507-nucleotide messenger RNA. It is a transcript of the gene chst3a, whose product is annotated as carbohydrate (chondroitin 6) sulfotransferase 3a. The record is from RefSeq and is a predicted model, not a curated record. Gene Ontology annotation, biological process: N-acetylglucosamine metabolic process; carbohydrate metabolic process. The transcript is spliced from 4 exons. The coding region runs from base 518 to 1846 and encodes 442 amino acids. Gene Ontology annotation, molecular function: chondroitin 6-sulfotransferase activity; N-acetylglucosamine 6-O-sulfotransferase activity. Gene Ontology annotation, cellular component: Golgi membrane. NCBI's taxonomy places the organism in Eukaryota, Metazoa, Chordata, Actinopteri, Pomacentridae.
AAGCGUGGCCACAGGCUGCUCACUCGUGCGGUGGGAUCCGGCACAUGAGAGAAAAAAAAAAGUUGGAGAAAAAGUUUCGAAGCGAUCAUAUAUUAACAGAAGAGAAAAAAAAACAAGUAUUUGCAGGUGCCAACAGUGCGCGCAGAGUAUCCAUCGGGUGUGAAUUCUCUAAUUAGAUCGCUUAUUUAUUUAACUCUGUGUUCAAUCAAAGUUAAAACAUUCAUGUCGCUGGUUUCUCUCGGUGUCAUUAAUGUUUCUACAAGACUACGAGGCUCCGCGCUGCGUCUGCUGAAGGAGAGGAGCCCGCGUCCGAGGAUACAAUGAAGCAGUGUGUCCUUGUCCGAGACAAUGCAGCGAGAUGCUACGAGGAGACGAUGUUUCCCACAAGAUCAGGGACGUUUCGCCCGAUUGCCCAGCGAGAUCAACUAAAGAAUGAAGCCUUAGCCUCUGCAUACCAGGCUUUGACCAACACACUGACUAGACUGUAGAUGUCCAGUUACAAAGCCAGGACUCAAGAAUGAAGACCAAAUAUGCAAUCCUCUUCAUCUGCAUCGUGGCCCUGGUCAUCAUUGAAAAGGAAAGCAACAUCCUGUCAAGGGUCUCUGAUAAGCUGAUCCAGAGGCAGAUUCCACAGCAGACCCCACAGACCCCUCUGGAUUACAGCAACAUGACACAAAAGGGCUCCUUGAUGAUGCUCAAAAUGCUGCUUUCCAAACUCUCUGGUAUAAAAGGGAAUUAUUCCAAUUUCUCUGAGGAGCAAGAGGAGGAAGAACUGGACGAUUUAGGCAAGUACAGCUACAGCGCCGGCCGUAAGCACAUAUUACUCAUGGCCACCACACGGACGGGCUCGUCGUUUGUGGGGGAAUUUUUCAACCAGCACGGGGAGAAAAUGUUCUACCUGUUCGAGCCCUUGUGGCACGUGGAGCGCAUGCUGACCACCACCGCCGAGACAAACAAUGGGACAGUGUUGGCAGGAAUCUACCGGGACGUGCUCCAGGGGCUUUUCCUCUGUGAUUUCUCCCCACUUGAGAAGUUCAUCUCUCCCCCACCUCAGGACCACGUCACUCCGGCUCUUUUCCGCAGAGAGUCAAGUUUAUCGCUCUGUGAAGAAAAUGUCUGCACUCCUGUGAUCAAGGAUGUUUUUGAGAGGUAUCACUGUAAGACUCGUCGCUGUGGGCCACUGAACUUGACCCUUGCAUCUGAAUCCUGCCUUUCUAAACAACACCACGCUAUCAAAACCGUCCGUGUCCAUCAGCUGGACACGCUGCAGCCUUUGGUGGAGGACCCUCGUUUGGAUAUCAGAGUUAUCCAGCUUGUUCGCGAUCCACGAGCUAUAUUAGCAUCACGCAUGGUGGCUUUCUCUUCGAAAUAUCAGACUUGGAAGGCCUGGGCGCAGGACGGUCAGGUGCCCGAAGAUGACGAGGACGUGAAGAGGCUCAAAGGAAACUGUGACCACCUUCGAAUGUCUGCAGAGGUGGGACUGAGUCAGCCUCGCUGGCUGCGGCGUCGCUACAUGUUGGUACGUUACGAGGACAUCGCCCGCUACCCCAUGCAGAAAGCAGAGGAGAUGUACAAGUUCACAGGGAUACCGUUUAGUUCCCAAGCUAGGGAGUGGAUUCUGAGGAACACCCAGACCACACAGGAAGCCAGCGGGAUUUACUCCACCCAGAAGAACUCAUCAGAGCAGGCAGAGAAAUGGAGAUUUAGUAUUCCCUUUACACUGGCUCAGGUAGUACAGAGAGUUUGUGGACCCACCAUGAAGCUGUUUGGGUACAGAUUUGUGAAUGAUGAAAAAACAUUGAUCAAUAAGUCUAUCAGUUUGCUUGAGGAUAAACUAUUUUAUUAAUCAAGAGAUCAAAAUUUAGCUGUGAAUCUGCAAAAACACUGCAUGCAAUGGAUCCGAGCCAGGAGAAGCCAUUAUUGCACAGACCAAAAACUCUUUCAACAGGAAUGCCAUGAAAGACACAAAAUGUUGUACCGGUGGCGGGAACAUUCAUGUAGAGUCACGUACAGUCAUGUUCAUACUCGCCAAUGAUGUGCCUCAUUGUAACAAUGACGAGCCAUUUGAUAAAGAGAAGUAUUUAUUUGCGUACUGUGUUCACUGCGAAGCCUGGUACUUAAGCUUUAUGUCAUGCUCUGUAUUUCAUUUAAAAUGAAAUAUGCAUAGAUGUGAAGCCCGACUGUAAGAGAUUAUUAUGUAAGAUUUUAUUAGUAGAUGGUCGUGUUUGGAUUUUCAGGGAUAAACUGUGAUGAAAGUGAUGUGUGUAUGUUGUGUACGUGAGCAUGUGUGUGAAGAAGAGGACAUUUCGGUUCAUAGGGUUUCUGACACUAGUGCUUAAUAAUGCCUAGUAGAACCUGUUUCGUAUUUUGAUAGAGCUGCUUAAGAUUAUUCAACUGCUAGAACUGCUUUAGAUUAGACCUGACGUGCUUUGAUAGGAUUUAACAAAUCUGACUCAGGUAAAGUGAAUGUGGAAUUGCAUUUUGUGGUGUCUUUAUGAGGAGCGUUCAUAUCUUUCCAACAGUGUGCUGUGUGAAAAUACAGUUUAAUGUUUGGUGUUUUCAACCAAAUGCCAUUCAAAGCAAUGAUCUUGUGAUGUAGUUCAUGUGGCACCAGAGUUUAAAACUUCAAAUGGUUAAUGAAAAGGAAUAUAUAAUGCUUGUGAAGUUAUAGGAAAUGGUGUCACACUGUAAAAGAAGUACAACAUACCUCAGGUGUGUCUUCAGAAUUCAAGUGUUGCUAUUCCUAGUAGCCUUAGUCAUUGUAAUGUUUUUCCCCUGUAAGUAAACAGGCAGUUUUGGUUUCAUUUUACAAAUCUGCUCGGCAGGCAGCUUAAGCCGGAGCUGAUCUACGUGUCAGACAAGUGUGUUUUUUGGACUCGAGUAUAACAAGUAAUUUUUAAUCACCUCAAAACUUAAAGUAACAGAAUCACCAGGAAUAUUAAGACUUUCAAAAUCCCCCCUUUAAUGAUAUAAGUUGUGUGUUUUGGUGACAGCUAAUAUAUAUGUUGUAUGUAUGCAUAUGGCUUAUACCUUUAAGCGAAACCCAGGUGGUGCUGCAUUAACUGUCAGUCUUGAUGGUAUAUAAAGGAAACCACUGUGACUCUAGUUCAAUGGCAGCAUUGUGUUCAGCUUGGCUGAGGCCCUGCUGAAACGGCCGUGCUGCUCCUGGAAAGGGAUAUGCAUUAGAGAUACAUAUAGUAGAGGGCUUAUACUACCUUCUCUUUGAAAAUAUACAUAUGAAUACAUAUAUAAGGUAUUGAGUUGUUCAGACUCACCACUUAAGCCAAAAGGAAUUACUGUGAAACACCAACUUUGUAGCUCAAACUACGGUAUAGUCACAGUAACUAAUUUAAAUAACUCAGAUAUUCAGUGUGGCAAUAAUCUGUUUGGGAGCGAUGCAGGUUUGCAGUUAUUCCUCUGUAGAUGUUUGACUAGUUCAACUUUCAUAGAGAACUGAUGAUGUUGUCAACGUACAUUCAUCGCUUCCAUCCUGGAAAAAAAGAUUAAAAGAACAGCAAAAAAGCAGUUUUAAAGUUUUAGGUUGAAGUCAAGCUCAGGUUUUGCCAAAGCUAGUCUCAGUUCAAGUCUCUGUUUUUGAAGCCCAAAUAUAGUUAUAACUCCUCACAGGCUAAUCUUUAGGUCUCCGAAUACUGAAUAUUGAAAUGUUAUGAACAUUAAAAUUAUUUGAACAUUUUUCUUCCACGACUCCUUAAAUAGUGCUUUUUUCAUAACUGAGACUAAAUCAUUUGAAUAGAUGCGCCUAAUAACUAAACAGUCUACCUGUGAGUAAGUCUGAAUGUUACCAGACAUGAAACUUUCAUAUUUUGCUUUCAAAUCACAAUCCAAGUCACGCGUUGUGGGAGUCAGGUAUCAAGCUCUCAGUGUUUGACUUAAAGCUUACUCAAGUCCGCAGCUUUAACCAGUGGAAAUUAUCCGCUUUCCAUCUACACUUCAUGCUCAGUAUCGUCACGUUGGUCACAUAAGCGCAGCACUUUUGUGUCGAGUCAUCACUAUCUUCAAAAUUCUGCCGAAUGUGCUGUAUUUAGUCACAUUUUAGGGAAAAUACUGCAUGAGCGGUUUGACUUCAGUGAUGCUUUGCCGUUUUAUGAAAACUUGACAUGACAUUGAAGCCGACUGUAAUGUUAUUCUAUGUGGAAAUGUGCUCUUAAAAGUUCUGACACUCGCCUUUAAGACUACGGAGGGUGAAUGUCUGAUACAGAAGGAGAUUUUAGGUAGAGUAUGACAUUAAAGUUGUAAGUCAUUGAAGCAGUGGGUAAUGGAAACAUGUCUUGUUAAAGUUAUUAAUGUCUUCUGUGACUUUUUUGCCUUUGUUUAAUACCUGUAGUAAUAUUAAACUUGUUUUACUGCCACAUUCAGGUUAUUCUUGCAGGAGAAACCAACGGCCUAUGUGCAGAUCAUGCUGAUGCAACUAGAGAUAUAUCUGAGAGAUGUAAAUGUUAUUUUCUUCUGUUGAAAUUAUCAUUAAAUUGAUUCUUCUGGUGCGAAA